Messenger RNA from Chara braunii, 3840 nucleotides. The record is from the annotation of a GenBank genome assembly. Lineage: Eukaryota; Viridiplantae; Streptophyta; Charophyceae; Charales; Characeae.
AUGCCGAAUUCGAAUGGCAAUUUCCUCAUGGAGUGCAAGUAGUGUGGUCAGGGUUUUCAAGGGAGCCAGACGAAAGCCGCACAGCACUUCACGAUCAAGAACAAUUGCCCCAAAAUCUCCGUGGAGCAGAUGGCGGAGAUAUGGAACAAGAGAAAGUACAGGUUCGAUCCAAGCCAUGCACGGAAGAUCAUGAACUUUCUGAAGUCUCGUGGGUUGCGAGACAACAGAUGUGGAUUGGGGAGGGAGCCGGAGGGGAAUGAGGAGUUUGAGGACAGCGAGGAGGAGAGGAGGGCGGUCGAGGGUGGAGAUAAUGAUGGUGAGAGUGAUGCAGAGGACAUGGAGGUGCGGCGAGAGGUGGAGCGCGCCAGGAGAAAGUUAAGGAAGGAGAAGGCCGUUGACGAGGACAGCACCCCUGACGAGGACGCCGACGACGACGAUGACGAUGAGGGAGCAGACCUUGGGGCCUCUCUGGAUGGGGGGUUGAUGGGCGAUGGCCGUCGUGGCCAAGAGGGGGCAGCUAGGGCGAUGAAGGAGGCUGCGGGAUCGAAGAAGAGAAAGAGGAAGGCGAAGAUGACUACCACUGAGGCGAGAUCAGCACCUUCUGAGCCCAAAAAGAGCAGAGUUCUUCGACAGACGUCCAUGUUGGAGACCUUCGAUCCAGUGGACAUUGAGGCGACGGGAGCGACCAUCCUCACGGAUGGUCGCAAGUCAAUCACGAGCGACCAGAUAGUCAACUUCCUUGCUACUGGUCCCACGGGCGCGUACCUUUUCAGGACUGUGCAGCGGGAUGGUGCUGUUCAGGAGACAGCAGAGGCCGUAGUGGAGCGAUGGAAGGACGUGUUCGACAAGUUUGGUGUCGACAAGGUGAACGUCAUUUGUACUGAUUCCGCGUCUGCGUAUGUUGCUGCGUCCAAGCUCCUCGCCCAGGAGGAAGUCAAGUACAGCCGCAUCACUUGGCUUCCGUGUGCGGUCCAUGUCUGCAUCUUGUUGUUGUCAUACAUCGCGAAGGAUGGGCGCGACGGGAGCCUCGGGAAGAGGGAGGACACCAUCAUCAGGGCUCGAGCUGUCUUGCGUUUCAUCAGAGAGCAUGGGGCGACUCUGAGCCUUUAUCAACGGUUCUUUGCCGCCCACCCCUCUUCCGCCUCCGCGGCGGCUGGUGGUUCGAGGUCUGCGCCACCCUCGUCUCAGCGGCGAGGCAGGGAGCUUGUGUACCCUAUGCAGACGAGGUUUGUCACCCACUACUUGAUGUUGGAGAGGCUGCUGGAUCGUCGCAGAGCGUUGGAGGCGUUGAUGAUGAGCGACGAUUGGCUGCGGACUGCAUGGAGGAGGUCCAUUUUUCUGCAGGCCAGAUGGAUGCUACGGCGUAUGGACGGGGGGGGUCGCGUGAUGACUCGCAUGUGGUCGUGGGGUUUUAUCAGGGUCGACAGGGUGGCGAGAGCAAGCCUUAACAGGACGUCGAAGGACAAGCUCCACAUCGUUGUUCAGGCUUGUCAGGCGCGGGUCGCUCAUUUAAUGGAGCCUGCACAUUGCAUGGCCCACCUCCUCAAUCCGCGGCAGAGGAGCAUUACUUUUUUUGGAGCGGCGAGGCGUACCGACCAUGAGCGGAUACUGGCAGACGAGUCGUUGCGAUACCUUCCCCAGCAGACUGGUGGUGACGAGGAUUUGUAUCAGACGUUGCGCACGCAGCUGGCGGAGUUUCAUUCUCGGGAGGGCGAUUGGACGUAUGGAGGGGCCGAGGGAGACACGGAUGCGGCCGCCUGCAAAGGGGAGAAGGAGACGUCACAGGUGGGGCAGUGGUGGGUUCAGCACGGGGACGGGGUCCCUCUCCUUCAUAGCAUCGCCAUUCGCUUGUCGCACACAUGGACGUGCGCCUCUCCGGCGGAGAGGAAUUGGGACGUCCAUGAGUGUGUUCAGGUGAAGAGGCGCAAUCAACUUUGUUUCAUCAAGCUGACUCGUUUGGUGGAGAUAUCCACCAACUUGAGAUUGAGUUGUUGUCAGGGGAGGGGUUCUGGGUACGUUCUUCCAUGGGAGGACGCUGAGGAGGAGACAAAGGACGCUAUUCCUCCGCCUCUUGAUGAGGGUGUUCGGCCGGCUGACCGAGUCACCAAGGCACAGCGCGACCGGCAGGUCCAGCGCGGGCGGAAGGAUCGCCUUUCAAAGGCACCUCCCAGCGUCGCGACGUAUUUCGGUCGUCGCGCCACGGUGCUCAUGGCGCAUGAGUUGGAGUCGAUGUACGAUCCCGAGCCUGAUCCCAUAGCUCAGGACGCGAUGGAGGCCGAGCCGUGGUCCGAUCCGGACGACCUGGCCGUGGAGUUAGAGCCAGGAGGUUCGGAUGACGAUGACGACGACACUCCUCUCUUCCAGAUUCCGCGUCCUCGCACACGUGCGUCCACGGCGGCCGCUGCACCGUGUCCCGCAGCACGCCCUCCUUCGAGUGCUCCCGACGUCUCACAGCCAGGCCCGGCGGACCGUGUCGAGAGUAGUACGCCACACCCUUCGACCGAUCGUCGCGGACAGGGAGGGACUUGUGAGCGUGUGGACGAGGGAAACGACGGCGAUAGCGACGAUAGGGAGGGAUAUGAGGGCAGCAGUGAGGAUGAGGAUGAUCCUGUUAUUCCCCAACACGCGGACAUGGUGACGACGAUGACGAUGAGGGCGGCGACGGUGGACGGGCUGUGGGUGGUUUUCGGAAGGCGUGCUGGCACAAGAAAAGUAAGGCGAGAGUCUGCAUCGUCCACUCGCACUGUGCAUUGGGUUGAUGAGGAGAAGCCCGCUGAGGCAGCUGUGGUUGCUCCCUCCCCUAUGGAGGUUGCUCCCUCCCCUGCAGAGUUCGUUGCGGCGUUUAGGAAGGUUGCUCCCUCCCCUACAGAGUUUGCUGCGGCGUCUGCAGAGGGCGCAGCAGCGUCUGCGGAGGGUCCAGGCGGGUUUGCGGGUGGUAGUGGCGAUGCUGGAGAGGUUGGGAGGCCAUCUGCACAGGUGGGUGUCAGUUUCAGCGACAACAUUUUUGAUGUUUCGUUAGGGCAUCCUCCGACACCGGCAGGGGAGCGUGUCGGUGUCGAUGUGGACGCAGCGGCCACGCCCGUCAGUCAGGUACUUCGUGACAUACCUUCAUGCAGCACGGGCGACAUCAGUAGUAGCAGGUUGCAGGAGGCAGCAGAGGGGGCACCGGGUCGGUCGGGGCAGCACGAGCGUGCAGCUGGGGAUGAUGGGGAGUAUCGACCUGUGCAGGAGCGGGCGACAGAGUCAGAGCAGGACAGGAUCGACCGCGAGGAGAGGAGGAGGGCGCAGGGGUUGGCUAGCCGCUGCGAGAUGACGCGGAGUGUUGCAUCGAGGGCACGUGUAGCGCGGAUGCUCGAGACGGGCGUUGAGGCAGGUGAUGCAGAGGGCGAGUGCGGCACUGCGGGCAUAGGGGAUGCGGGCGAGAGACCUGCGUCGCCAGUUCAGGGUGUUUGCGUUUUGCCUCUCGGUGGGGCCAUGCCGGCGGGGGGAGUUGGAGCAGCAGGCACGGGAGGACCCGUUGCAGGCAGAUCGCUGGGGACGGAUGACCGAGGCAUCGAGGAGACUGAUGGCAGAGGCCUCGGCUUACGUGCCUUGCAGCCCGUCAGUGCCAUCGUCCACCACAGGUGUCAGCACACCCGCAUAUGUGGAGGGCACAGUCGCGGCAGAGGCGGUACGGGGCCCCUCGCCAACACCUGUCGGGGAGUCUCCUUCUCCUCAGUCACGGAAGAAGAAGAUGAGAGCAGGGAAAAAUCUUAGUACCAUGAGGAGAGUGACGUCGACGAUGCGGGCGAGUCAGCCUGGGUUGGGCGGUUUACAUCCGCGGACACGGGCGAUUUUGAG